AAUUCACAUAUGUUCAUACAUAUCUAACCGCUCUACAAAUUCGAAGUAAACGAAAAUUCGUCAGUCACAUUUUCGAGUUCUAACCACCCAGAUCGCUACAGUGAAACGCAAACGGCCGCACAUAUGCGGUUGCUUUACAACAGAACUCUGAAAAUUGUUAAAAGUCAUUUGUCUAUUGCAUACAUACACACAUAGCUGCAACUUAAAGCGCGUUUAUAAAAAUAAAAACAGUUGAGGUGGAGCGAGAUAAUUAAUAUUUUUAGGACAAAUUGCAAAAGUUAACAUAAAUAAAUAUCCACAUAUGUAUAUACCGGCAAAUGACAUACAUAUUUGUACUCGAGAGCUUAACACGAAGUACAAAAGUGACAAGUUAGAACAAAAAUAUUCAGAACUAUUUACAUCCAUAUGUAGAAACACAAACACUCAGUUAUCCGGUUGCCCAACUUGCAGAAUUCUAUUUAAACUUUAUCAGUGGCAUAGUGUAUAAUUACCGCUUUACCGCUUUAAAGCUUCAUAUACGUAUAUUAAAAUUAUCUGUUCGCACGUGAAUACGUAUCUGCCAUUGAAAAUCUAUUGCCACUGGCCCGACCACUAACCCGUCAAGCACAUACACGCGUAUUAUAGAAGUGACGUAUGUACAUGUGUGUAAACAUAAUUUUGCACAAGCACAUACCGAAAAUGAGGUGAUUCGUCUGCGUAGUGACGCUCAAAAAUCUGCCGUGGCGUGGUUGUUGAAUCACUUUUUAUACGUGAGAUUCUUUACAAGCACGGAGCGCUCCACACAGAGAGCGUAAAACUACCGCUCAAAUAACAUUCAACACUAAAUUUUAAAGAGUGCCGGAUUUUGAGAAUAUUUGAUUGCAUAUAAAACAUAAACGAACUUUCUUUGGCUCUUGAAGAAAGCGUGACAGCAACUGAUAGGCGGAUGCUAAUAAAAUAUCACGAAAAUGGGUUACGAUGAUGUUCUUGUGCACUUGGGAGAUUUUGGUAAAUACCAACGACUUAUAUUCUUCCUGCUCGGUCUUACCGCAGUCUCUUGCGCCUUUCACAAAAUGUCACGUGCAUUUAUCUUUGCCAAACCGAACUUCCGUUGCCUCCUUCCGUUUGAGAAUGAGAUGAAUGAUGGUGGUGGAAAUAACAGCAAUUAUAAACAUUAUAAUGCAACCGACUUUGAAAUACCGGCGCCACUGUGGCGCUUAUCGUUCCCCGCGGAAACAGCUGACCAGAAAAUAGGGCGUUAUGAGGCUUGCAGCCGUUUUGAUAUUGAUAAUAGACUCUAUGAAAGGUUAAAUUCAAGCAAUCAGGAAUUUAAUAUAAGUUUCCUAUCAUUGGUGCAAAAUAUUUCUGCAAUUAAUGGCACCGUUCCAUGCAGCAGCUACGUUUACGACCGUUCGGUAAUAACCAACAGCGCCGUCACUGAAUGGAAUAUGGUUUGCGAUCGGAAUUUUUUGGUCGCCACCAGUGACGCGAUAUUCAUGCUGGGAGUGUUGGUUGGCAGUAUUGGUUUUGGACAACUGUCGGACAAAUGUGGGCGCAAACCAGUCUUCUUUAUAUCGCUGCUGAUUCAGGUGUCAUUUGGCAUAUUAGCUGGCAUUGCACCGGACUAUCUGACUUACACAAUUGCACGCUUCAUAAUCGGUACCACAACGUCUGGAGUGUUUCUUGUUGCCUAUGUAAUUGCCAUGGAGAUGGUGGGACCGAAGAAACGUUUAUAUGCCGGCAUGUUUCUUAUGAUGUUCUUCUCCGUGGGUUUUAUGUUAACUGCUGCCUUCGCGUACUUCAUUCACCAAUGGCGUACACUGCAAAUAGCCAUCUCACUUCCAGGGCUCUUGUUUCUCGGUUACUACUGGAUUAUACCAGAGUCGACGCGUUGGUUGUUAUCGAAUAACCGAAAAGAAGCUGCAAUUGCUAACAUACAAAAAGCUGCUCGCUUUAACAAAGUGCACUUAGAUUUUGAUACAACUGAUCGUUUAUUAAAUGAUAAUGGCAAUAUGGAAGAAACGAAAUCCAAAAUUCUGGAAAGCGACAUUGCGACGACCCCUGUUAAAUCCGUGUCCGUGUUUGAUUUAUUGCGCUAUCCAAAUUUGCGCCGAAAAACACUAUUAAUUUUUUUUGAUUGGUUUGUAAAUAGUGGCACUUACUAUGGACUUUCCUGGAACACAAAUGCAUUGGGUGACAACAUACUCUUGAAUUUCGUUAUAUCCGGCGCUGUUGAAAUUCCAGCAUUCACUUUCCUACUUUUCACCCUCAAUCGGUGGGGACGACGCACCAUACUCUGCGGCUGUAUGCUGGUCGCCGGUUUUGCAUUGCUGCUGACCAUCGCAGUACCCAAAGAGGAGAACUGGCUGAUCAUUGUGCUGGCAAUGAUAGGAAAACUUGCUAUCACCGCUUCUUAUGGCACUGUUUACAUAUUCUCAGCAGAGCAAUUUCCUACAGUGGUGAGAAAUGUUGGACUAGGUGCGUCUUCGAUGGUGGCACGUAUUGGUGGCAUACUAGCCCCCUUCAUCAAUAUGUUAAGCAAUGUAUGGCGACCGCUGCCACUUAUUAUCUUUGGAAGUGCUGCAUUUAUGGGUGGGCUUCUGUCGCUGCUGCUACCUGAAACUCUCAACAAACCAACACUUGAAACGAUAGAUGAUGGAGAGAAUUUUGGGAAGGGAGAGAAUAGUGCGAGUAAAGAUAAAGAAAUGCAUGUUCGAGAUACAAUAGAAAAUGAAAAUAUACCUUUAAAUGGAAAUCGUGACCAAUCUAUAAAUGAACAAUUCAAAAACGAGAUUUGCGUAAAAUAUUAACGUUUUUAAUUUGCUUUAAAAUAAGUAGACGACUGGUAUGAAAUUAAAUUAUUUUAAUGCACAUACUUAUUUACAAAUGUAUGUAAUUUUGUCAACAUUGUUUGUCUAAAUUUUAAAUUUUGUGAUAUACUAUAUAAAUACAUAUGUAUGCAUACAUAUAGUACACAAUUGAUCUUCUUAAGCGUUUAUUUAAUACCCAUAUAAAGAAACGAACGUCGAAUUGAAUUAAACACUUUUCCCAUGUCAAACAUGCACAGCUGACUUGAUUAUUUAAUAUAUUAGUAAAGCUUUUUUUGUUUGCUGAAGCAUCUGAAACAGAAGCAAAAUAAUUAUAUAUUAAAUUGUCGAUAUAUGUAUGUUUGUAGGUGCCUAUAGCUACAUUUUAUUAAAAAUUAAUGCUUUGAGGUAUAAGUAUUUACACAUGCGGCAAAAUAAUUAAGUCGAUCGAUUUUUUUCUAAAUAAAAGUUUAUUCAGAAGCUGAAAAAAAACAAAUUGCGUUUUUAAGGAUUUCGGGGCUUGCAUUUGUGGGGAAUUCUCAGACUCGGAUUCCUGCAAUCGGAGAGAAAGUGAA
Molecule: messenger RNA, 3361 nt
Organism: Anastrepha obliqua
Lineage: Eukaryota; Metazoa; Arthropoda; Insecta; Diptera; Tephritidae
Product: organic cation transporter protein-like
Exons: 1
Coding region: 948-2789 (613 amino acids)
Biological process (GO): transmembrane transport
Cellular component (GO): membrane
Molecular function (GO): transmembrane transporter activity
Source: RefSeq, a predicted model, not a curated record